Colossoma macropomum (tambaqui) is the source of this 2217-nucleotide messenger RNA. RefSeq names its product upstream stimulatory factor 2. Lineage: Eukaryota; Metazoa; Chordata; Actinopteri; Characiformes; Serrasalmidae. The transcript is spliced from 12 exons. Bases 9 to 1079 code for a protein of 356 amino acids. Gene Ontology annotation, molecular function: protein dimerization activity; RNA polymerase II cis-regulatory region sequence-specific DNA binding; DNA-binding transcription factor activity, RNA polymerase II-specific. Gene Ontology annotation, biological process: regulation of transcription by RNA polymerase II. The record is from RefSeq and is a predicted model, not a curated record.
UGAUAGCAAUGUUAGCCUCGCCGCUACAGCUCCAAACUAAAGAAGCAAAAUUCAGAUUUCAGACAUUUCUCAGCCAGUCGACUACAACUGGGCUCGCAGCUCGCCCACUCUCCCACAGCUGGAGGCAGAUGGAGGUUCUGGAGCAGAGAGUGGACACCUCAGCGAGGCACGAAAAACAAGAGGAGGAAGGAGUGCAGGUACCUGAAGGCGGUCGUUCAGCCGGAGGAGAAGCAGCUGCUGUUUCUGUAGCCAGUGCUCUGCACUCUUCAGCUUUCGUGGACCACAACAUCCAGUAUCAGUUUCACCCUGACAGCAGCUCUCCACAGCUGACGUACCGAGUUGUCCAGGUGACUGAUCGGCCCCUGGUGGGCGGAGAGGCAGGGGGUGGGGCAGUGGGCGUGGUCUCUACUGCAGCUUUCAGUGGAGCCCAGCAGGCUGUGAUUCAGAGCCCGUUUAGUAAUGAAGGUGGUCCUGCAGCAGAGGCGAUGGGGGGUGAACCACGCUUCGCUUAUCUCCCUGCUGCUGUAAGUGAUGCGGCCGCCACGGGUGUGUCCCUGCAGCCCAGUGACCCUGCACUCUCACACACAGGAGGCCAGUUUUACGUGAUGAUGACCACCCCUGAUGUUCUGCAGCCAGGCGCUCCACGCUCCAUAGCUCCACGCACUCAUCCGUACGCAGUGAAUGAUUAUGGCGCACAGCAGCAUGAAGGUUUAAACGGAAAGAUGGAGGGCCCGCGGACCCCGAGAGAUGAAAGGAGGAGGGCGCAGCACAACGAAGUGGAGAGGCGACGACGAGACAAAAUCAACAACUGGAUCGUGACUCUGUCUAAAAUCAUCCCUGACUGCAACAUGGACAGCACUAAGACUGGAGCGAGUAAAGGAGGAAUCCUGUCCAAGGCAUGUGAUUACAUCCAGGAGCUGCGGCAGCAUAACCACAGGCUUCAGGAGAGCCUGAAAGAGGUGAAGAGAGUCCAGAUGGACAACGAGAUUCUUCGACAGCAGGUGGACGAGCUGAAGAGCGAGAAUGCUUUACUGCGGGCCCAGCUGCAGCCGGGCGGAGGUGGUGAGCCAUUGCACUGAGCUGAAGAGUAGAGGCGUCUCGCAACAGGACAUGUCCCCCCCCACCUCAACCGGAGGACAAGGAAGCCUACAGCCACACAAAACCAACAGGUGUUGUUUUUUCAAUGUGCUGUUUUGCCGACUUCUCCUGUGGACUGAACCAGAAACUCUGGUAUAAUGGCUGGCUAUGGAACACUGCUCUAAGGCACAGGCAGCCUAUUGGAUGGGGAGCUGAAAGACCGGGCCAUCUCCGCUAGAGCAGUCCACGGACCCCGAAAACCAUUUUUCACUGUUUGUUUAUUCAGCUUGGACUGUGAUAACGGGACACAUUGUUCCAUGCAGUUUGUAUUCGUUUUAGUUGUUUUUCCUUUUUUUCACUACUGGCGCUAAUCUACAAGCGUUUGUAUCGUGUUUAGCUUGCCUUUCCUCAUUUCCAUUUUUUUUUUCUAUCUGUGCUUCUGUUUUAGUAUCAGUUGUUUAUUUAAUGCAUCGUUUCAUAUGCAAUGCCCCCCUUAAGAAAACCCAGCUGGGGCGAGACUGAGGAAGUUGGAAGAUAACAGAAGCGGAAGGAAAAAAGCGCUGAAUGAAAUCUCAUUAGUGUUUAGAACUAAAUUUAGUGUUAAACACAGCUAAAACGCCCCCAUGUAUCCAUCUGGAAAGGUGCUGUGAUGAUAGAAAAUGAGCUCUACGUGUGAUUAUUAGCGUCUUAUCGCAGUUCACCUUCAGAGGACACCUAUGACAGCCAUCGCUUCACACAAAGCAAAACGAUAAAACUCCUGCUCUCAGCUUAAUGGGCUAAAGAGGCUGAUUUGUCUCUAAAAGCUCCACACCUUGAAAAAGCACUCCACAAGAAUAAACUGCAUACAGAUGACUUCUGACAUCUGAAUAAUGUACAAGAACAAAAUUGAAAAGGAAUAAAUAAUUCAGUGAAGUAUCGUUCAGUUUUGCACUGGAGGUACAAAGCUAACGUAGCUAACGAGUAAUGGAAGCUAAUUAGCAUUACGCUUACUGCAUGCAAACCAUAUGGAGUUUCUCUAAUAGACUUGCUUAUGUGGUUUCUGACACUGUAUGAUAUCUAUAAACAUGGAUAAAAGUAGAUGGCAUAGCUAAAAACUGGUAGCAGCGGCAUAAACGCCUGAUUUACACUCUUAAACAAGAU